This is a messenger RNA of Vidua macroura (Pin-tailed whydah), 766 nucleotides long. RefSeq names its product protein SPT2 homolog. Bases 146 to 670 code for a protein of 174 amino acids. The transcript has 4 exons. The record is from RefSeq and is a predicted model, not a curated record. Lineage: Eukaryota; Metazoa; Chordata; Aves; Passeriformes; Viduidae.
AGGCGCGCUCCCCGCCGCGGCACCGGGCCAAGGAAAACACCGGCAACCCGAUCCCUUCCCGCGGCACGGGGGCCGCUGUUCAUUUACCCUGGAGCCGGAGCCGGGGGCCCCGAGCCGGGCGCUCAUUGCCGGCGGUGCCGCCCGCAUGGCGCUGCUGCUGGGGGCCGUGCUGCUGGCGGCGGGCGCCGCCGCGGCCCCGGCCGUGCCCCCGGCCAUGCCCGCGCCCCGGGAGCUGGCGCGCUCCGUGCUGGAGACGCACGGGCAGGAGCUGCGGCUGCUGCGGCUGCUGGGAGUGGCCAGGACGAGCUUCGACUGGGGGACCCACUUCAGCAUCAACUUCACGGCCCGCCAGCCGCCCUGCCCCAAGCCCGCCCCGGACCCCCGCGGCUGCCGGGGCCGCCCGGGCAGGGUGCAGCGCUGCUUGGCCCAGGUGUCCGUGUUCACCUUCCUGCCCGACGUGCCGCUGUCGAUGGUGGAGUGCGGCCGGGAGCCGCAGUCCGGUGACAGCGCCCAGCCCCGCUCCCCUGGCACCAACCCAGGUCACUCAUCCUCAUCCUCCUCCUCAUCAUCAUCAUCAUCCUCGGGGCCCCCCCCGCGGCCUCGCCCCCCCUCCAGCGCGUCCCUGCGGGGGCCGUCCCGCCGCCCCCUGUCCCCAGCGGAGCUGCAAUAAAGAGAUUUCGGGGUCGGAAAUUGUGCGUGUGUGGGGGUGACAGUUUGGGGGGCCCGGGGGGCGCCCUCGGCCUUGGGCAACAGCGAUGGGGCAACU